CCCCUCUUUCUCCCUCUUCCCACUUUUGAUCGAGAUUUCCCAAGACUUGGUCGAACUAGAGGAUGAAAAUUGCAACUUCUCCAGCUCGCAAUCAGGGUUAGCGUUUGCGAUGAAUCUCCAAGACCUGCACAAGGUUUGGGAGAUCAAAGCCCUAAAGAAGCCCGGCGAUGACGAGUCCCGCCGCAUCCUCGAUCGGAUCGCCAAGCAGGUGCAACCUAUUAUGCGGCGGCGGGAAUGGAGGGUCAAGCUUCUCUCAGAGUUCUGUCCAUCCAAUCCAACGCUUUUAGGGUUGAAUGUGGGAGGUGGAGUCGAAGUUAAGCUUAGGCUGCGGAGGCCGAAGAGGGAUUGGGAUUUCUUCCCAUUUGAACAAGUCCUUGAUACGAUGCUUCAUGAAUUGUGUCAUAUUCAGCAUGGACCUCAUAAUGCUCAGUUUUACAAGCUCUGGGAUGAACUCCGAGUGGAAUGUGAGGAAUUGGUAUCAAAGGGUAUAACUGGUACUGGACAGGGGUUUGAUGCCCGAGGACAACGAUUGGGUGGGUUUACUCGACAGCCUCCGUUGUCGUCUCUUCGACAAGCUGCAGCUGCAGCAGCGGUUAAACGCGCACGUAAUGGUGCUCUAUUACCUUCUGGACCUAGAAGAUUAGGCGGGGAUAGUGAAAUUAUGACUGCACUAUCUCCAAUACAGGCUGCUGCAAUGGCUGCAGAGAGGAGAAUGCAAGAUGAUUUGUGGUGUGGCUCUGGGUGGCACGAAAGUUUCAGUGCACCAGAAAGUGAACAUGGAAAGUCGGAGCAUUCUACAUCAGUAGGUUGUGGGGAAUCUUCAAAAGGCAGUAAUGUUUCCAGGGGUCCUUGUAAUCAUGAUAAUGAUCAGAGUGGUUCAAUUGUUGGUUCUGUGAAUACAUCCGUGCUUGGUAACAGAGCUGGUGAAAUAUCAAUAUCCAGUGGUUCAUCUUCCUGUGGGAGAAUAGGUGAUGCUGAAAAUAAAGUGAUAUGGGAAUGCAAUAUAUGCACUUUGUUUAAUCAGUUUGAAUAUGUUGUAUUACCACAGCCUUUGGCACUCAAAUGUGAAGCUUGUGGCACUCAAAAGCUUAAAUCUGCUGCAUCCAAAUUCAAAAUAUGGACAUGUAAGUUUUGUACCUUGGAAAAUGACAGUGAGCUGGAGAAAUGUUCUGCUUGUGAUCGAUGGCGGUACUCAUAUGGCGCACCAGUGUCCACCCGUGCACCCAAUUGCUGCACUUGACAGGUUCUUUACAGCUACUCAAUGUAAAAGGAUGAUAUCAUUUUUCUUGUAAGCUAUCUCUCUCUUUACUUUUGACCAAAAGAAAGGAAAAGGAAAAAAGAAAAAAAAAGAAAGAACAAAUUUGUUUUGCAUUAGUAAACAGUCUUUUCAUCCUGCUCCAUGUUUGACUUCUGAAUACUUAUUAAGCAUAAGCAGUUUGUUUC
Asparagus officinalis (garden asparagus) is the source of this 1443-nucleotide messenger RNA. RefSeq names its product DNA-dependent metalloprotease WSS1. Lineage: Eukaryota; Viridiplantae; Streptophyta; Magnoliopsida; Asparagales; Asparagaceae. The transcript has 6 exons. The record is from RefSeq and is a predicted model, not a curated record. Bases 110 to 1240 code for a protein of 376 amino acids.